AUUUUUUUUCCCGAGACCCGAAAAAAAAUCUGAUAAUGCUCCGGCGUCCGGCAAGCGCGUGAGCGCCACCGCCGGCACCGUAGGCUCCACUCUCUCUUUACCUCGAUUUUCCCUUUGCUUCUCCACCGGUUUGUCCCUCUCCCGUCGGAUAUGCUUCAGAAACUGGUUUAGGGUUUUGUUUCCGGUGAAGGCUUUGCUCGAGAGAAGUUCGAUCUGGUGACGUCUCCGCUUUAUCUGGUCUCUUGGCAAGGCUGUGGAGUGAUUGCAUGUGGUUUGGAGCCGAUUUUUAGGGUUUAAAGAAGCAGAUUUGAUUUUUCCCCUUUCAGUUUUGCUCUUGGUACUUGUCGUCUUUGGCGGAGGAGUGAAGGUUUGGCUUCCAUGGUUUGAGGUUCGUUGCAGUCUGUGACCAGUGGUGUCGUUCGGUAUCGUCGCUGGACAUGACUUCUCUCCUCAGUGUCUUGAAGUUUGGGUGUCUAGUCGGCAGUGUCUAGUGAACUCUGGAGGAUCCUACUACCUCAGAGCCGUGUCUUGAGGUUGAGCUACGCUGGCAGAGAUGGUGGCUCGACUCUGUUCCGGCACGUGGGGGGUUACGAGAACAGCUUGAAAGAUAGUCAUCUAUGGCUCCUCGAUGGCUGUUUGUCGACCUUCUUCACUGUGGAUCUCCAAUGCUUUGUCUCUUUACGGUUCUUUGGGUUGGUGACGACGGUCUUCUUCUCGUAGUUUGUCUCUCGGUUCACAUUGCUUCCUUUUCUCUAUUACUAUCAGGAAGAGUCUUAACAAGCACGGUCUUCUGCUUAUCGGUUCUCGACAAGCGGCAAAUGUCAAUCCGAAUUGGGCUUUUGGUCCUUAUCGACCGAUAGUUCUUUGGCGUUUGGUGUCAACAUUUGACUUAUUCACAUAUCACAGUGUCAAAGAUGGCCACUUGAACAGCUUUGAUUGUGUGAUAAGCAUUUUUCGUGCAGGUUUAGAGACUUUCUAUAUGGAGUUUGGUGGUGAGUACAAGCCCGAUUCUUACAGGUAAUUUUUCCUUGUUUGUCUUGGUUUCAUCGACAAAGAAAAAUGCAAACCCAGAAAAAUCAUUGAUAACCAGCUACCAAGCGACAUCUCGGGGUUUUUGGCAUCCGAAAGGAAAAACCCAUUUCCCCAGAAUUAACGUCAAUAGAAAAGAACAGUCGUUGGUAGUCUAGUGAUUACUAAGCUAUUUAGCAGAAUGCGUCGGUUGAGUGGGGGUGCAAAACUAGAUUAUCAAACAUAUUGAUCUAGAUCAUUUUGUUCGAAUCCGGUUUGUAUUUUUUUCUUUUGAUGUCUUUUUGAGUUGAUUAAUAUAAUUAUAUAUUUAAAGAAAAUAAUGAAUUUACUCCAUAAAUAAUUCUAUUUUUUGGUUUAUUGUUAUAUUGUUCAUUCUAAAUUGGAGUAAAGUUAGAACAAAAAUCAAUUCCACUAUAAAAUUACUCUAUUAUAGAAGAAAAAAAACACACUAGAGUUUACAUCGGAGAUACAAAUAAUAAAAAGGUAAAUCAAAGUAAAAAGCAAAAAAAAACGUAAAAGAUAAGCGCCAAAUAGAUAACUAAGGACACUAAUGAGGGUUAAAGUUGCAAAUUAUAUAAAUUUGAGAGUUAGUGGGUCCACCCACAAGAGAGAGAAACAAAGCGUCCACUGUAAUUACUAGGAAGAGACUUUCUUUUUGUUGUUUCUCAUAGAUUCUCGAGAUAGAAAGCCCACGUUUCCAAAGAGAGAGAGAGAGAGAACCAAAAAGUAAACGAGGAGAAGAAGAAGAAGCAAGUUGAGUUGAUCGGUCUCCGACGCAAACGUAUUCCGACAGUGGUGGUCUGAAGGCGGAGGACAUCAUUUCCUCUCCGGGGACAAACUGUUUGUGGUAUUUUUCAAGUUGUCGUCUGCUUCAAGGUUUGAUUGAUUCGGAAGGAAGGGGGAGAAUAUUCGCGGUUGGUAAAUCUGAAGAGAGAGAGAGAGAGAGAGAGAAAAUAGAUGAAAGCUCUGAGAAGGAUUCAAACCACGUCUUCCUCCUCUAAUCCUUCGUCGCCGUUAACAUCUCCUCGUUCUCCCUCUUCAUCUUCUUGGAUCCAUUUACGUUCUGCUCUCUUCGUCGUCGCCUCUUCCUCUCCUUCCUCCUCUUCUUCUGAUCGGGCGCGUCUCAAGUCACCAUGGUCCCAUAAGAAAAGGAAAAGGCCACUCAGAGCUAAGCAGUGGAAGAGAUUCUUCACCUCUGAUGGUAGGCUUCGUAAUGGAGGUGUUGAUUUGUUGAGGAAAGUCCGAAGAAGAGGUAUUGAGCCGAGCAUUCGGUUUGAGGUCUGGCCUUUCCUUCUUGGAGUGUAUAGUUUUAAUAGUUCCAAAGCUGAGAGAGUUACUAUAAGAACAUGGAGAAGAAAGGAGUACGAGAGACUACGCAGGGAGUGCAGGCGGCUUCAAAAGCACAAAAACGGGAAUAAUCUCAAGUUAAACACUAUGCAAGAUGAGUAUGACUGGCAGCAACAAGUCCAAGUCCAAGACACUGACAGUUUAUGUUCUGAUGAAGUUGUCAGCGCCCGGGAGUCUCUCUCUAGCGACGAAGAUCUCGGUUACAUGAGCGGAGUUUCGUGUUCGGUUGAGAGAGCCAACAGCAGUUCUAGACGAAUCACCAACGCUACUAUCUCUACUUUCAACUCCGACUCAUCGGAUUCAGACUCUUCAGACGAGAGUGAAGUUGCGCAAGUCUUUCAGUCUUCAGCUACUCCGGAUGUGAAUCCAUCUAGCUCCUCUACUAUCCCUCGGACUGAAGAGGAUUUCGUGACGUGGCAGCGUAUCAUCCGUCUAGAUGCUGUUCGUGCUAACUCGGAGUGGACUCCAUGUUCUCCAUCGCAGGCGGCUGUAUCCGAGGACAGAGCCUGUCGUGCUGCUGAAGCUGUCGGGUUAAAAGACUACCACCACUUGGAGCCGUACAAGAUCUUCCAAGCUGCUAGGCUCGUUGCUGUUCUUGAAGCCUAUGCUUUGUAUGACUCUGACAUUGGCUACUGUCAAGGAAUGAGUGAUCUUCUCUCUCCGAUACUCUCUGUGAUCCCUGAUGACCAUGAAGCCUUUUGGUGCUUUGUUGGGUUCAUGAAGAAAGCUCGGCACAACUUCAGACUUGAUGAGGUUGGAAUCAGAAGACAACUCAGCAUAGUCUCCAAGAUAAUUAAGUCAAAAGACUCUCAGCUUUACCGCCACCUUGAGAAGCUCCAAGCUGAAGACUGUUUCUUUGUGUACAGAAUGGUCGUUGUGAUGUUCAGAAGAGAGCUGACACUAGACCAGACGUUUUGUCUGUGGGAAGUGAUGUGGGCAGAUCAAGCGGCGAUAAGAGCCGGGAUGGGGAAGUCGGCUUGGAGCAGGAUAAGGCAGCGUGCACCUCCCACGGAUGAUUUGGUGCUGUAUGCGAUAGCUGCCUCGGUGUUGCAGAGAAGGAAGCUGAUAAUAGAGAAGUAUAACAGUAUGGAUGAGAUUCUAAGGGAGUGUCAUAGUAUGGCAGGGCAGUUAGAUGUGUGGAAGCUCUUGGAUGAUGCGCAUGACCUCGUUGUUACUCUCCACACCAAGAUCGAGCACGCCUUCUCAUAAGAGUUUUAUCUUCAUUAUGUGACUGGUGUUAAAAGGAGGGGGCUCUUGGUGAGUCCCCUGGUUCCUUGCAGCCCGAAUUGGUCUGUCAGUAUGAGCGUUGUCUGAAUCCUUGCCUAAUGAAAUGAAGCUAGAGAUUGGAAGGGAGUGGUGAGUAGAGACGACGUGUGUGUAUUUUAUUGAAAAUAAAUGUGUGUGUUUUGUGAAAACUGUGAAAAGAUUUGGGGGAGCUUUUGCAAAUUCCAUAGGGGAGAUUCUUUACUUGAGAAAUCAAAGAUGUUUCAUAAAAUGUGUGCCAGUAAACAAACCUGUGGAAAGUGGAUUCGAUGAGGAGAAUGUGUUAUUUU
Molecule: messenger RNA, 3929 nt
Organism: Raphanus sativus (radish)
Lineage: Eukaryota; Viridiplantae; Streptophyta; Magnoliopsida; Brassicales; Brassicaceae
Product: rab GTPase-activating protein 22
Exons: 4
Coding region: 1987-3585 (532 amino acids)
Biological process (GO): activation of GTPase activity
Molecular function (GO): GTPase activator activity
Source: RefSeq, a predicted model, not a curated record